UGUCCAAUUCCCCUCCCCCCAUUCAGUGAAUUCCACAGGACAGACCAGCAGCUCAGCGCAUUUUCGAUCUUUGCUCCAGCAGCGCGGUCUCUGAUGCCAUCCACUGCAGGGGCAGGGGGGGGUUCCCACACACAGCGAGACUCCAGGUCCUUCCUGAAUCAUUGCUGCAGCACGCUCAAUCGCUCCGGUUUCCUGGUGGCAGAAGAGGGGAGGUUUCGUUGCUGCUGCACUUGCUGGCUGAGAGCUCUCUUCUCUCUCCAUCUGUGUGUGCCUCUCCCCAUGACUCUGACAGCAUCGCGUGCUCUCACUCUCAGUCCUUCUUCCCACAAUUCACACACAGUCUCCUCAGAACAGGGAUGAUGUCACUUCCUUCUGGAGUGUUUCGGGGGUGUGGAAGGGGGGAAGUCACGACCCCCGGCUCAUUCGCUCUGAGCAGCCCCAGUUGAAUAAAUGAGGUUGCUAUCUUGGAGGGAGGGAAUUUUUCUGAAGAUGAUGCCUUGCUUUUUCGGCAACCAGUCCCUGAGCCAUCCUUCUCUCUUCUGACUGGGAUUUUCAAUGGCUGCAUUAGAGUUUGCUGUUUCUUCCUUCACUUGUGAUUUCUGUCUCCCUGGACACGCACUUUCCCUGAAACACCCUGACGGAAGAGAAGAAUGAGCUGCUGCUGGACCACCUGCCAUGAGGUGAGUGUCGUGUCUGCUGAGCCUCUUCAGACCUGCUAGCCAUGCCAGGGAUUGUGGUGUUCCGCCGUCGCUGGUCUGUAGGCAGCGAUGACCUCGUUUUGCCAGCCAUCUUCCUUUUCCUCCUUCAUACUACCUGGUUUGUGAUCCUUUCUGUGGUGCUUUUUGGGCUGGUGUACAAUCCCAACGAGACCUGUUCCCUUAACCUGGUGGACCACGGCAGAGGCUACCUGGGCAUCCUUCUCAGCUGCAUGAUAGCAGAAGUGGCAAUCAUCUGGCUCAGCAUGAGAGGCAGCAUCCUGUACACAGAGCCCCGGGAUUCGAUGCAGUAUGUGCUCUAUGUCAGACUGGCCAUCCUGGUGAUUGAGUUUGUGUACGCUAUAGUGGGCAUUGUUUGGCUAACCCAGUACUACACCUCGUGCAAUGACCUCACUGCCAAGAGUGUCACCUUGGGAAUGGUAGUGUGCAACUGGGUCGUCAUUCUGAGUGUCUGCAUCACUGUCCUGUGCGUCUUUGACCCGACAGGGCGAACCUUCGUCAAGCUUCGGGCCACAAAGAGAAGGCAGCGCAACCUGAGGACAUACAACCUGCGGCACCGCCUGGAGGAGGGACAGGCCAGCAGCUGGACACGCCGCCUCAAAGUUUUUCUAUGCUGCACAAGAACAAAGGAUUCCCAGUCAGAUGCCUACUCUGAAAUUGCCUACCUAUUUGCUGAGUUUUUCCGAGACCUUGACAUAGUCCCAUCUGACAUCAUUGCAGGCCUGGUCCUCCUGCGGCAGCGACAGAGAGCAAAACGCAGUGCAGUGCUGGAUGAGGCGAACAAUGACAUUCUGGCCUUUCUGUCUGGGAUGCCAGUGACAAGGAACACCAAGUACCUGGAUCUGAAAAAUGCACAAGAGAUGCAGCGGUACAAAGAGGUGUGUUACUACAUGCUCUUUGCCCUGGCUGCCUAUGGCUGGCCCAUGUACCUGAUGAGGAAACCCACCUGUGGACUUUGUCGCCUGGCUAGAUCCUGCUCAUGUUGCUGUCUCUGUCCCUCACGGCCUCGCUAUGCACCUGGUGUCACCAUUGAGGAGGAUAACUGCUGUGGGUGCAAUGCUAUUGCCAUCCGUCGCCAUUUUCUGGAUGAAAACAUGACCUCUGUGGAUAUUGUCUACACCUCUUGUCAUGACGCUGUUUAUGAAACUCCCUUCUAUGUGGCUGUGGACCAUGAUAAGAAGAAAGUGGUCAUCAGUAUCCGAGGAACUCUCUCUCCAAAGGAUGCCCUGACUGACUUAACUGGGGAUGCAGAACGCCUUCCAGUUGAGGGUCAUCAUGGAACCUGGCUGGGACACAAGGGAAUGGUGUUGUCUGCUGAAUACAUCAAGAAGAAACUGGAGCAGGAGAUGGUUCUUUCUCAAGCCUUUGGGCGUGAUUUAGGCAGAGGAACAAAGCACUACGGCCUGAUUGUGGUGGGACAUUCCCUAGGGGCUGGCACAGCUGCCAUUCUGUCCUUCCUUCUGCGUCCCCAGUACCCAUCACUGAAGUGCUUUGCAUAUUCUCCCCCAGGUGGGCUGCUGAGUGAGGAUGCCAUGGAGUACUCGAAAGAGUUUGUGACUGCAGUGGUGCUUGGCAAAGAUCUAGUCCCCAGGAUUGGUCUCUCUCAGCUGGAAGGAUUUCGCCGGCAGCUUCUUGAUGUUCUCCAGAGAAGUACCAAGCCUAAGUGGCGAAUAAUUGUGGGUGCCACAAAGUGUAUACCUAAGUCAGAGCUCCCUGAAGAGAUGGAAGGGAAUUCAGUGACCAGUAACCGUCUCUGGACCCACCCCAGUGACCUAACCAUUGCCCUGUCUGCCAGUACACCACUCUACCCACCCGGCCGCAUCAUCCAUGUGGUGCACAAUCAUCCUGUUGAGCAGUGCUGUUGCUGUGACCAGGAGGAUCCCACAUAUUUUGCCAUUUGGGGUGACAAUAAAGCAUUUAAUGAAGUGAUCAUCUCUCCAGCAAUGCUGCAUGAGCACCUUCCCUAUGUGGUCAUGGAGGGACUCAACAAGGUCCUGGAGAAUUACAACAAGGGCAAGACUGCCUUACUUUCCGCAGCCAAAGUAAUGGUGAGUCCCACAGAAGUGGAUCUCAACCCGGAGUUGAUCUUCCAGAAUCAGCCCUUGCCCAGUGGGCCUGCAGUACAGGUUGGAACUGGAGCCAUAUUAGCAGACAGAAGGAACAGCAGCAUCAAGAGCAAGUCACAAUCUGAAAUCAGCUUGGAGGGGUUUUAUGAGACCAAGCCCCUUUCUUCUGUGCAGAAGGACCCUGUAGAGCUUCUGCUCCUAGAUACCAAGGAGCGCCUGUCUGUGGAGCUGCAGGAUCGCCGUGCUCCUCUGGCCACCAUGGAGAGUCUGUCUGAUAAUGAGUCCAUCUACAGCUUUGAUUCACGGCGCUCCUCAGGCUUCCGGAGCAUCCGUGGCUCCCCCAGUCUCCAUGCUGUCAUGGAGAAGGAUGAGACGCACUGUUUUUAUAUAGACCCCGUUAUCCCUGAGGAGAACCCCUCCCUCAGCUCGAGGACAGAGCUGCUUGCUGCUGACAGCCUCUCCAAACAUUCGCAGGAGACGCAGCCCCCUGAGACCUUGCAUAACAGUGGUGGCACUACCCCCCAGCGACGCUGCAGUGAGGAAGGGGCUGGCAGCGAAGGGGACAGAAUUUCCUUUACAGGCCAAGAGGAACUGUCCCUCCAAAAUGGACGGCUUCCUGAUGUGCCCAGUCCACAAGUGCUGGAGUUUGCUGAGUUUAUAGACAGCCUCUUCAAUCUGGACAGCAAAAGCAGCUCCUUCCAGGACAUCUAUUGCAUGAUGGUAUCGGACAGCUCCAAUGACUUUGCAGAGAUGCCUAAGUCUGUCAGUGAUCAGGAGAUCCUGCUGAGAGCACAGUAUGAGCCCAACCUGGUCCCCAAGCCCCCUAGGUUGUUCGCAGGCUCAACUGAUCCCUCUUCAGGCAUCUCAGUCUCACCCUCCUUCCCUCUGAGUUCAUCUGGAGAACUUAUGGACAUUACUCCCACAGGCAUGAGCAGCCAGGAAUGCCUGGCCACUGACAAAAUCCGGACUUCCACCCCGUCUGGUCACAUGAUGAGCCCCACCAAGCAGGAGGACCUCAUGAUCUCAGCCCUCUAGUGCAGGAGAGGAGGGGGAGGCUCUGAGAGCCAAUCCUGUCAACUGAAUGCUGGGAUAACACUUGGAGGAGCUGGUCGUUGGGCAGUUCAGGAUCAGGGGAGACACCUGGAAACAUUCCUUUGGGGUGCUAGGCCAGUGGCACUCUGCUGUCAGAAGGAUGGAGUCCGCGCCUUGGUCAUGCGUUUAUGUUUGGGAGAAGAUGCGCUGCCUGGCAAAGCCUGCUACACUAAGAGGGUCUCAUUCACUGAAGUUAGAUGUUUGGUUUCCCUACCUCAGUCCAUCUGAUUAAAUCAGGGGGGGGUACCUGCUGAGGUAUGGGAGUCGGAUUUCCUGUUCCAGGGAGUCUGCUGAAGUUAGGGGAUGGAUUCGCUGGGGAGCUAGUGGAUCAGAAACAAGGGGGUUGGAUCACUUUGCUGUUACCAUUUCGGUGGUUCCAGCAGUGAAUGGAUUGUGACUUUGGGCCCUAUUGCACUAACACAUCAUGUCAGACCCAAACACCAAUUCAUUGCCCUUUCAUGGUGUUUAUCUUUGAUAAGACCCUCUCUCCUGUUUUAAAGCCAUUGGGGCUGUUAUUCCAGGGGAAUGCAGCCACCCCUUCCCUGACUGGGUGCAGCGAGACUCGGUCUGGCACUGUGUGUUUUCGCUCCCCUGAUUACCUCUGUGUUCAGUGACUACUCGGCUUCUUCUGAGAAGAAAGAAAACCUGUGGUAUUAGAGAGCAUCAGGCCUCUGCUGCAUUCCCUCUUUUACCAGCAGGAGGCCCCUCCAUCACCUCUUCACAGCUCCCCAAACCAUUCUGAACUGGCAACAUCCCCAUCACAAGACUCACAGGAUCUCAUCUCAGUAGUGCACGGAUGGGUCAGGUUAAUCCAGCUUUCAGUAUUUCAGAGGCUUCCAGAACCCAGCAUUAUUCACCGGGUCCCUGUGGUGCCUGGGAGCCUUUUCAGUCCUCAGACAACCGGUAUGGUCAUCAUAGGUCAGUGCCGGUCUCUGCCAUUGGUGUUCAGGGAAAAGAUGAACCUUAACUAAGUGUUGAAAUCUCAUGUAUGUUUACAGAGCUGCUAAAGCUAUUUGGAAGGUAUUUAUUGACCAAACAGGGAAGCUCUCGCUGAGCAAGAAAAACGUUUGCACUCCCUUUCCGGGACCAUUCCCUCUAUUUGAGGGUUGGGGGGAGAGUGAGGUGGGCAGAAAGUGCUGUUUUAAAACCCCCUGUUUUAAAGAGGAAACAGGGUGAUAGGAGAAACCUUUUGAUCUAAGCCCAUGGGGAAACUGCAUGCAUCCUUCAUCCUGGCUUCCCACAAGGGUUCAUCAGCUUCACCCUACUGCACGAUAACUCAUUAAAAAGCCCCGAUACGUCAUUAAUAAAACUGUGUCUAAGCAACCAGUCCUGCUGUGCAGAACUCCAGAACCCAGGGUAGCCUGGUGGCUCUGUUUAAUGGCAGGAAUUUGUUGAUGAUGGAAGUGGGAGAGAAGCUUUCUUCUUAGAAAGUUAAAAUCUACUAUGGUCUACAAGAGUCUUUUAACUUACAAAAUACCUUCAUAUCCAAACUCAGCAGAAUCAGUCUAUUGUCUAGGGCUUUGCCCUUUUUUUUAAAACCAGAAACAGACUUCUGUUUGAUGCCGCUAUAAAAUGCCCCCAUAUUACAGACUCUUAGCUGUGGAAUUCCUACACUGUGAGGAGAAAUCCACGUUUCCCAGAAUGUCAUCCCCAUUGAAGAAAAGAAGAGUAGGGGCCAGGGCCCUGUGUGCUGGGUGCUGUACAAACAGAGAACAAAGAGAUGGUGUAAAAUGCUAUCAAAUCAGAACACCAGCUUUUUUUACACCUGCUCUUCUUUAAUGUAAGAUUUCAGAAGGUGUAUGGUAAUGCUGAAUUGUGUAUGUCCCAGAGGCUUGUGUCUAGUCUUACAACUUUGUAUAGGAUGAAUUCCCCUUUCUCUACUGUGAAGUACUUAGCUUUUGGAAAUGCAGGAGUUUUAACUUAUUAACACUAAACAUUUUUAACUGGCCCAGUAGUUGAGACCAAAAUGUGACCUUAAAAUUAUUAGGGUCAGGGGGAAGAAUGUCCUCUAGAUUCAAAGCAACUUUCUUUUUUAAUAGUUUAUUUCUUGCUGAGCAACAAAAAGUUGCUUUCUUUAUAUAGGCUGUCCAAAAAAGAGCAGUGCGUUGUGUUCCCUUUGCUGACUCUGAGGCAGCUGUUAGCCAGCAUUAUGCUGACAGCAUGAAUGAUUCUGGAACCCAGACAAGAUCGGUUGUGUUAAUAUCAUCCUCCAUUGCAAACACAGAGUGAGAAUGAAUGGGUAGAGAUAAAUGAGUAAGAGAUUUAAUAUCAGGAGGGCAUUACAAUAAAGUGUAGUGUUAGAAUAGAGACGGGUGUGUGCAAGAUUUAGGGAUAUGGGAAAGUAGCAAGCUAAGCUCACUCCUACAGACUGACUACUUAUGGGCCUGUAUUGUGGGAAGGGCCUGAUACACUGCUGGAGCAGUGUGCUAGCUUGAAAAGAAAGAAAGUCCAUUCCUGUCUUGCUCAGACAGUGGUGGGCAGGCAGUGAUAACACUUAGCACUUAUCUAGCGCUUUAUAUUUUCAAAGCACUUUACAAACAUCAGUGAAGGAAUUGCCUCAGUCCCUGCUGGCUAGAUCAGUGUUAGGAUACAGGGCUGUUGCUUGUCUCAAUCUAUCUGCUGUUGUUAGGGGGAGCCUGUGCCCUAGAUGGGGAGAUUACAUGAAAUUAGGAGCCAGAUCUCAUAAAUUAGGGGUUUGGAUUGCCGCUCUGGGCCUUGUCGAACAUUAUACUUAGGACAUGUUAACUGUGCUUAAACCAUGAUCCACCUCAUGUUAAAGCAGUAAAACUUGCCAAGUGCAUUCAUAUUGUAGGAAAGUUAGGACUUUUUGUAGAAGUAUCUCCAGGUCGUAUUAAGUAGCAUGUCAUCCUGCUGAUUGGGUCCCAGCCCUGGGACCACACCAGAUUCUCCAACCAGUUCUGGUGUAGUCCUGGGGCUGAGACCAACAAUCAGCUGAUUGUUGGUCCCAACUCUGGGACUGCACUGGAAUCUCAAACUGAUUCUGGUCCUGAGGCACUGGCAGGAUCCAGUGCCGGGGUGAUGCCCUCCCCUGGGCUUGAUUUUUCUAUGCUGUCCUCCACUUCCUGCCAGCGGCAGAGGCAGUUCAUGAGAGCUCCCUAUAAAGCAUGCGGGCUGCAGAGUGUAGUAAGCGUUACCACGUGACAGCUCAGAACACGUUUUAAUGUUUAGUAUGGCACAGUAAUGCUCACUACGAUCUAAAUAAAACGCAUGCUAAGUGUCCAUGUGACAAGGUCAUCUGUCAGUGAAAGUUUUGUUAUUGUGUUAUGAUUUCCAUAGUGACCUGAUUUUUGGCUAAGAGGUCACAGCAUUGCACUAGGGAAUUGACUCUGUUGGGGCACUGAUCCAUGGUUUCCUGUGGUGAGUGUGUGGGUGUGUAUUUGACCGUCUCCAUUGUCAGAGCCAUUAGAGCUGUAUCUGAAAGGGAGACAAAUACAGUUUUGCUUCCCAUUUUGUGCUUCGUGACUGCUGGGCUUCUUCUGAGUUGCAUAGGAAUAGGCAAUAUCUGAUGAUCCAGGGUUGCCACUGACCACUGGAGAAGGGGAAAAGAGGUAUGAAAGAGGCCAGUUAGUAAAGCUGCAUACUACAGCAGGAGUAGCUAUUUUCUUCUGUCCCCUCUUGAGAAACCAGGAUUAUUUGCAGUCAUUGGCCCUCCCAAAGUAAUCCCACACUCUCUGAAUGAACGAUACCUAUGCACAGCUUAAAUGUUUCCUUAUCUUCACCCCCAUCAUCUUAUGCUUUAUAGGAAGCACUUGCAAAACCUAGCCUCUCUUUGCACCUUAAAAGAAUGUAUCUAAUUAGUCAGUUUUAGAAUGUAAUGCCAAGCCCUUGGCUACCUCCUCCACAUGUAUGUCACGCUGCAGUUUCCUUUCUCUGCCCCCUUUUUCCACCCCAAUGUGCAGUUGUCUCUGAAACGUGUCGCUUUUUCAGGUUCCUUAAUUGCUUGGCUGCUGGUUCUUAUCCUUCAACUCCUGUGCAGCACUCUUGUGCCUUUCAACAUUUGGAAAUUCCAGUGAAAUCUCAGUGGGGUGUCACACUGUGAGUAGGGCAGUACAGGAGGUGCAAUCUGAUGUACCUGACUCACUGGACAGCGGCUAAGCAGUUCAUAGUGCCAAUCAGUUCAUUGCCACACCCAUGCCUUUCAUCCCAGAUGGGGCAAUUGGUACUGCAGUGUCCUUCUGAUGAAGGAUUUGAGUGGAGGGCACCUAGAUACUGGAGCUCAGAGACUGGGUUCCGUGCUCCUUAAAAUAGAAUAUGCGAAAUUCUGUACAUCAACACAGAUUUGCCAAAGAGUCCCACAAAGCAGUGCCCUUGGUUUGACACCUUCUAGUUAGCUGAAUUAUAAUGAGACGUCACACACUACAUUUUAUCUUCAAACCCUCAGCAAACUAAUGGAAUGCAACCUCUGGAACAACUGAGAACAAUGCAGGAAGCUUUAAGCUGUUGUAGAAACACAGCUUUAACUCAGUUCUUUUGAGUCAGAGAGGAGGUCUGGCUCUGCCUUAGAAAACACUGGCAGAGAGGUCUUGUUCUUACUUUUGCAUAUGCACACAAAUGUUAGACUGUGCUGGAGGCGUGAUCCCAAACCCAUUGCACUCAGUGGAAAGACUCUUUAUAGUAAUGCAUUUAGAUCUAGCCCUUAAAGCAGCUUGUCUUUUUAGCAUGUGAUAGCUUUUUUUAACAUGAUAGCUUUUUGGUUUUUGGCAGGUACUCUCUGUGUCCCAGUUGCAGAUCAGUUCCCUCCUGUGUUAUGUACUAUACAAACGUAGAGCCAAAUGACAGUCCCUACCCCAAGGUUUUACAUCUCCCCUCCUUCUCUGGGGUGCUACACUGUCAGUUUGGGACCAUCUCUUUCUCUUGCCACUCUUUGCUUCCCUUUUCUUUCUUGGUUCUCCAGAAGCUUAAGUUACCUCAUCAUGAGGUGCCAGUGCCCCAAUCCACAUUCUUGGGCCAUCCCAUAUGCCUGGUGCUGACUCCAUCCCACCCAUCUGACCUCUGUCUGGGAUUCCUAACUCCUACACCUCUUGCCCACCCUCUCCCCUUGUUAGAUUCCCAUCCUGAAAAGUCUUGCUUUCAAUGCCCAGAACUUUGCAAUAUUGGCUCUGAGUAUUUGACAUUUAAGCCAUUGCUUCUGCCUCUUCCUGAUUUGGACCCUGUUUAAAUUCACAACUCCUUUUUCUUUCUCUUGUAACUUUAUUUGGAAGAGAAUGGUAGUUAUAUCAGAUAUGAUGUUCUCCCCACAUGAUGAUUUAAAUUGCAAAAACAUGCCUGAGGGUAGAAAUACAAAUGAUGAUGUGUUCCACAGGCUUCCAUUUCUAAGCCCAUCAGCUAUUAGUAGCAUUAAUUUGUAUUAUAAUAGCAUCUAAGGUCCCAAUCUGCAAUUAGACAUUAAAUACAAAUAUUUACUUAAUCCAGAAAGAACAGAGGAGUGUGCAUUGUAACCAAUAACCAAAGGAGCAUGAGAGAGAAGGGAAACCACUAAACAUGACAAAAUGGAUAUGAAAUAGAUGCUGCUGUGGGUUUUUUUCCCAGAAGCAACCUGGCUUAUUUCCUUCCUUCAAUCAGUACCUCCUUCAAAGGAAAAUAUACACAAGAACAAAGAAAUUACCUUGCCAGACCAGUGCUCCAUCUAGCCUAGUGCCCCAUCUCUGACACUGGGAGUGGGCACUGGAUGGCUGCAACUGCUUCAGAGGAGUGUGCAAGAAACACUAGAGCAGGCAUUUACUGACAUAUUGGGAAGUUACUUGCUUAUCCCCUCCUCUCAGGUCUGACUCGUCCUGAAACAUAGAGCUCUUUUUCUUAUUGCUCCUUUUGGACUUUUUUCUGUCAUCUAACAGAACUCCAAAUGUUCUCAUUCAAGUAAAUGCCCAUUCUUCUUUUGAAUUCUGUGAAGUUCUUGGACCCUGUCAUACCUUGUAGCAAGAAGUUCUGCAGGCUAAAUUAAUGUUGUAUAAAAAAAGGAUUUUAUUUAUAUCCUUCUAAAUUUGUUCACUCUGACGGUGUUAAUGAACAUCUUAUACUUGUUACAAGGGACGAACAGGAAUGCCUUCUCCCAACUUUUAACAGUUCGGUAUGUCAUGUCCCCUUCUGAUUUGCCUUAUGUUUAAACUGAAGCAGCCUGAUUUAUUGAAAUCUAUCAGUAUGGAAGUGUCUUCAUGCCUCUGGUCAUUCCUGCCACAUCAUUAAUUUCUUACUCUAUCCUGGGAGUUAGGGUAACUAUGAAUGCAUGCCGGAUUCCUGGAAAGCAUCCCAUUGACUUAUAAAAUGUUAUUCCAUAAUGUCAGUACCUUUCCCUGUCCCAUUCUUUAUGCAGUCUACUGUUUUGUGUGCUGUUCUUACUGCCAGUGGGCACUGAGCAGGGGUCUUCAUUGAAUAACCCACAAUAAUACCAGUGUCCCUCCUGAAUUUUACAUCUUAAUUCAGAGCCCAGUAAGGUGUAUGAGAGGUUCAGAAUAUUCCUUGUAAUGCAUAUUAGUUUGCAGUAAUCCAAGCUAAUUUCAAGAUAAUCGAAAACUGUUACUUUGCUGCAUGUGAUACAAGAUGUUAGUCCUUUCCAGUCAUUCUUGGUUAAAUCCACUUUAAAUUGCUUUCCAGGCUUCCCUAGUUUAGAUUGACCAAAAAAUAUUUUUUUUGUCACCUGCCUACAUUGCCCCCAGUUGCUUGCCCUCCUUUCUAGAUCACUAAUGCAUGCUUCACACCCUUCCAUUAACAAAACAGAAGUAACAAAAUGCACGCUGCCUAUGCAAAAUGUACCUGAUUUCCUCUGCAGGUUUUACGUGUAACACAAACAAGUACAGAAACCUGAUGUAGCUCUGAGGGUUGGCCUGAAAUAAGAGUACCCUGUGAUAUUUCCACACCCUCAGCACAUAUAUCAUACAUAUAAGCACCUUGUGUACUUUGACUACUACCUACUAUAGCUAAAUCCUGACCUUGCUGCUGCAUGGUAGGGCAGCCCAGCAAGCUUGGGUUCAUCUCCUUGGUCAGCACUGCUUUUUCAGCAGAUGACUCUUGCCUUUCAAACUCAACUUCUGUAAGUUUUGAGAGUAGAGAGACAGUGACCCCCACUUCUCAGUGAUAGUGGAAAUAAAUAACUGUUUUCUAUAAGCUCCUUUUCUAUAAGGCCUUAACAACAAGAGUUACAAGAGCAAAGUU
Molecule: messenger RNA, 11044 nt
Organism: Gavialis gangeticus (Gharial)
Lineage: Eukaryota; Metazoa; Chordata; Crocodylia; Gavialidae
Gene: DAGLA
Product: diacylglycerol lipase alpha
Exons: 20
Coding region: 722-3817 (1031 amino acids)
Biological process (GO): lipid metabolic process
Cellular component (GO): dendrite membrane; postsynaptic membrane
Source: RefSeq, a predicted model, not a curated record